AACAAUCCAAUCAAAUUAAGAAAGUUUUGAGAACAGGACUAGUGUACAUAUUUUCUCUUCUUUCAUCUUUUAUGAUUAUUCCAAAUUUAGCGGAAAAGUGAGAGCACAAUGGCCUCGGCCACUCUGCCACUCUUCAAUUGCACCAGCUGGAAGCAAAACAAUGGCAGAAUAUCUGGCUCUGCUAAAUUUAGACCCAAUGUCAGAGCUACUCUGGCUGAGCCGCGGCCAGGGGAAUUGGCACGAGGCAAUAUUAACAACAAUAAAAACAAUGAUAACAUAGUGAGGAGUUUAGAGAGGAGUCUGAAGGCUCCACUUAGCAGUGGAAGGAAUGGUGAUGCAGAAGCGGAAGCGAGGGCUUUGGCCAGAGCGACUGAGGCCACAGUCUACGAUCCUGCUAAAUUAAAUGACAAAUAUAUAAACCGGCCUCUUAAGGUAUUUGGACGUACUGUGGAAAUAUUCUUUGGAUUGGGCUCUUUUGCACUAAAGUUGGCUCUUGAUCAACGGAGUGGCCGCUUGAAUCAGAAUAAGCGUAUACGGGCUGUUGAACUUAGAAAAAUACUUACAAGAUUGGGUCCAACUUUUGUGAAGGUGGGGCAAGGUCUAUCAACCAGACCAGAUCUUUGUCCUCCUGAGUACCUUGAAGAACUAUCGGAGCUGCAGGAUGCCCUACCUACUUUUCCGAAUGGUGAUGCCUUUGCCUGUAUUGAAAGGGAGCUGGAGUUGCCACUUGAAUCAAUCUUCUCAGCUAUCUCAGCAUCCCCAAUUGCAGCAGCUAGUUUGGGCCAAGUUUAUAAAGCUCACCUAAGAUAUUCUGGACAAAUGGUUGCUGUUAAAGUGCAGAGACCCAAGAUUGAAGAAGCUAUUGGACUAGAUUUCUACUUGGUUCGGGGUCUAAGUAAGCUUAUCAAUAAGUACGUGGAUAUUGUCAGCAGUGAUGUUGUUGCUCUUGUAGAUGAGUUUGCACGAAGAGUAUAUCAGGAACUCAACUAUGUGCAGGAGGCACAAAAUGCAAUUAAGUUCAAAGAGCUGUAUGGAGACAGGCCGGAUGUUUUUGUCCCUGAAAUCUUCUGGGAUUAUACUAGUACAAAAGUUUUAACAAUGGAUUGGGUGGAUGGUGUGAAGCUAAAUGAACAGGAAGCCAUUAAAAAACAAGGUCUGGAUCUCUUAGAGCUGGUGAACACGGGCAUCCAAUGUAGUCUAAGACAGCUGCUUGAGUAUGGUUAUUUUCAUGCAGAUCCACAUCCAGGGAAUCUUCUAGCCACACCUGAGGGAAAGCUUGCAUUUUUGGAUUUUGGAAUGAUGAGUGAGACACCUCAACAGGCUAGGUUUGCCAUCAUUGGUCAUGUAGUUCACAUGGUUAACCGAGAUUAUGAAGCUAUGGCCCGGGACUACUAUGCAUUGGAUUUUCUGUCACCUGAUAUAGAUGUAACACCUAUUGUUCCAGCAUUAAAGAACUUCUUUGAUGAUGCACUGAAUUCAACAGUCAGUGAGCUGAACUUUAAGACUAUCGUGGAUGGAUUAGGGGCUGUUCUAUAUGAAUAUCCUUUUGAUGUUCCGGCAUAUUAUGCUUUGAUACUGAGGUCGCUGACAGUUCUUGAAGGACUGGCUCUUUAUGCUGACCCUAAUUUUAAAGUACUUGCUGCUUCAUAUCCUUAUUUUGCCAAGAGGCUCUUGACAGAUAACAAUCCUUACCUGAGAGAUGCCCUUAUUGAGCUUCUUUUCAAGGAUGGACGAUUCAGGUGGAACAGACUUGAAAACCUUCUUGUCCAGGGGCGCAAAGAUAGUGAUUUUGCUGGCAAAGAUGCUUUACAGCCUGUCCUAAAGCUUUUGUUGGGGCCUGAUGGUGAAGAACUCCGUACAUUAGUUGUCAGGGAGGCUGUAAGGGUUGUUGAAGCUAUUUUAUUGGGAACUGCUAUAGAUAGUUACAAUUCUGUACCAGAUCCUAUCAGGACCCUCAUUCCUAGUGGAAGCGCUAAUGGGUUUUUGAGAAUGAAUGAGAAUGAACAAGCAACAAUGCUUGAACUCCGAGAUCGAGUACUUAGAAUAUGGGGUCUUCUUCGCUCUUCAAGAGGAUUUGAUCCUGAUUUACUGCAGCCUAUUGUAGAGAUACUUCAACAACCUGAAGCGCGGGACAUAGGAGGUCGUGUUGUAGGAGGAAUAACACAGCGUCUUGCAGCACGCUUAUUGCAACAAGUCCUCCGACCAGCAAGUCCAGUACCUACUUAAAGACAAAUUCUUUUAUUUAUUUUGAUCUUUUCCAUUAUCCCAAAGAAAAUAUUACAACACACUUUGCAUUUCCUGUAUAGUAACUAUAUAUGCAAAGUGAUAAAUGUAAUAUUCUUUAUUCAAUCUCGUAUGGAUUGAAUGUCUCUGUAACAAGGAAAAAUUCUAGAGGAAGGUCAUCUAUAAAAAGCAUUUCUCAUUGAGUACAUUAAUUUUA
This is a messenger RNA of Cryptomeria japonica (Japanese cedar), 2440 nucleotides long. Its product is annotated as protein ACTIVITY OF BC1 COMPLEX KINASE 3, chloroplastic. Gene Ontology annotation, biological process: protein phosphorylation. The record is from RefSeq and is a predicted model, not a curated record. The transcript has 7 exons. NCBI's taxonomy places the organism in Eukaryota, Viridiplantae, Streptophyta, Pinopsida, Cupressales, Cupressaceae. The coding region runs from base 109 to 2226 and encodes 705 amino acids. Gene Ontology annotation, molecular function: protein kinase activity; ATP binding.